AGCAAGAAAAUCAUCCAUCGUCCGUUGAGUUGUUAACGAGCGUGGUCUAAAUAUUGCGAGGACAUUAAAAAAUUGUUCUUUUGGAGUGGAAAAUUACGGAAAUACCUUUGUGAAGAGUACAGAAGAAGGAAAAUAGUUUACUGUAGAAAAAAUUUCAUUAGAUUGGCGAAAAGACACGAAAUCAGCUGAAAUAGUGAGCGAAAAUGAGUGUGGUUAACGGUGCCCCACCGGGGGUACCGAUGGAAACACAAAAUGGCGGAACGCAGAAAAAAAAGUUUGCCACGCAGAUAAAUUCGCAAACGAAGAAUGUAGAGUACGUUUACAAACAAAGCGACAGUGGACCUUUCAAGGUCAUGUUGGAAAAAAUGGUUGAAGACAACGAGAAGCUGGGCAUCAACAAAAUAUCGAUCGGAGCAGUGCUGAAACAAAAUGAUUUCGCCCAAUAUUUUCUGGACAUCAAGAAAGUUGGCCGUACCAGAGUACUGGUAAACAUGUCUGAGUGGCACGAAGCAAACCGACUGCUCAAAUGUCAAAAUUUAAAACUGAAAAGAUUAGUGGCAUUCAUUCCGAGAAGCUUCGUGACAGUGAAGGGAGUAAUUUCGGACAUUCCGUUGGACAUGAAUGUCGAAGAAGUGAUCAACGAAAUGGAGACGAACCUAGAAGUGGAAGAGGCUUUCCGUAUGAUGCGAACAGCAAAAGAUGGUAAAAAAUUUCCAAUUAUGAAAAUCGGAGUCGUUUUUCGUAGUAAUAAACUACCGCAGUACGUCAGAAUUUUUUCUAUCAACAUGAAAGUAGUCCCGUAUGCAGCGAGAGUCAUUAUGUGUUAUGAGUGCCUGCGUUACGGGCAUAUAGCAAAAAGUUGCAAGGGCAAGAAACGUUGUCUGAAUUGCGGGGGCAAUCAUGACACAAAAGAGGAGCAUGAUCAAUGCAGCAGAAAAUCUAUGUGUGUACACUGUAAGUGUGAACAUAGAUCGUCAGAUACCAACUGUCCCGAACGGGAGAAGCAGGAAAACAUAAAAAAACCAAUGGCAUUCAGGAACCUUAAAUACCAAGAAGCACGCGAAAAAGCUACAAUGAAAGUCCAAAACAGCUUCAGCUUGCUGAGUACUGAGGACGAAUUUCCAUCAGUGUACGAAAGCUACGCUCAAGCGGUGAAGGACAAGCCAGAGUAGUCAGUAGUGAACAAGGUACCACGAGUAGUACAAAGGAAAACUGGAACAGGAAAUAAGAAGGAUAAAAAGCAGCAACUUGAAGAAGGAAAAGAAGAAGAACGAGGAGACGAAGAAAGCGAUAAAGUCAAGUUAGUCAGAAACAAGAAAAGGAAAGUGGUCAACAUAACCAACAAUGAAGAAGAGGAAGGACAAAAAAUCUCGAUGCAGAAGCACUUGGAGCUGCGAAAGCGUUGGGAUGCCAAGAUGAAAGAACUGGCAGUACAACGUGAAGAACUGAAAAGUAAAAUUAACGAGUCUUAUAACAAACUGUACUUGGCUAUCUCCGCGAAAGACGGGGGAAACCAUCAAACGCUGCUAGAUAUUCUCAACUGCCUGGGACAAUCGCUUGGUUUCAAUGCAGAAAGUAUUGAUCAAACAUUUCUAACCUAAUCAUGGAUUGUUUUAAAUUACUACAAAAUAAUGUCCAAAGCUUACGAAAGAAUAAAACAGAAUUAACCCACGAACUACAUGAACGAAAAAUUGAUGUUGCGAUAUUGUCGGAAAUAUGGGCUGAUGAUAUCAAUACAGAAUAUCUAAAUAUAUCCAACUACCAUAAAAUUUAAAAACCUAGACCAAACCCAGGUGGAGGUGUCGGCAUAUACCUCCGCGACGUGUAUAGCUACACACAGCUUAACCUUAGCUCAAACGUUUUGUUCGAAGUAGUAGGAAUAACCAUUCCAAAAAAAUGAUUUAACGAUAGUCUCGGUGUACAUCAAUCCGAGAAUUAAAAUAACAGAGUUCAAAACUGGAAUUGAAACUUUGAUUUCUGAAACUACGAAUUUCAAACGAAUAAUAAUUGGUGGAGAUUUCAACUCCCACAAUACCCUUUGGGGAUGCGAAAACACAAAUAGUAGAGGCAAAAUCAUUUACGAAGCAAUCAGCGAAUCUGACUUACUAAUACUAAACGAUGGAUCUAAAACCUUUCGGCCAGCAGUGUUAGUCAGUACACCUAGCGCAAUAGACCUUACACUAUGUUCGACUAGCCUCUUUAAUGAUAUCAGCUGGAAUAUCUACGAUCACUCAUUAGGGGGAUCUGGACACCUACUUAUUGAAGCCGCGAUUCGUGGCUUGGACCGAAAAAAAGAACGUCCAUUCUACAACCGAAACAAGAUAAACGAGGAUAUCAGCCGUAUCACCCCGGAGGACUUCGACUCGUUAGGAGACCUGGAGAAAAUAGUGCAAUCUUCUAUUAAAAGAAAUAGUGGUACGACCACCCUAGUCCCAAAAUACUACUGGAACGAAGAGCUAACCGAACUCCACAAAAAAAAGUAGAAUGUAGAAAGACAUUCAACCGACUAUCGAAUGAGGAAAAUUUGAUAGCCAUGAAAAGAGCAAAUGCACAUUUUCUCAGGAAAAAGAAGACCCUUAUGAAGGAAAAGUUAUGUGCUAUAACAAAGGACAUCGAUCCGAGAAACACAAAAGCUAAUUACGGCUAUAUGUGCUAUAACAAAGGAGUUGUUAUAUGUGCUAUAACAAAGGACAUUGAUCCGAGAAACACAAAAGUUUAGUACGGCGGCUAAGAUACAGCAAAGAAAAUAAAACAAAGAAUAAUAUAGUGACGACCUCAAAGGACAAAGCAGAAGAGUUCCUUUUGAAAACUUUGGAGCUUCUCAAAAUGAGGCUAUAGUAAGGGAGGAACAAGCCCCGAAAACAGAUCGACAAUUACUUACUGUGGAAUCAUGGAGAGAUAUAAUCAGGUCGAAGAAGGGUCACUUAGCCCCGGGAACCGACCGGCUGACAUACGACAUGCUACGAAAUUUAAAUCCCGACGUGCAAGUCAAAGUAGUAAAUGAAAUCAACGAAUAUUUCAUAUAACUUUUUUUGAAUAACUAUUCCAAGUAUAUGUAUCGGUACGAUAUAUGAAACUGAAAAGUUCCAUAACUCGGCUCAUCCUCAAUGGCCAAGCCUAAAAUUG
Wyeomyia smithii (pitcher-plant mosquito) is the source of this 3126-nucleotide messenger RNA. RefSeq lists its product as uncharacterized. Gene Ontology annotation, molecular function: zinc ion binding; nucleic acid binding. The transcript has a single exon. The coding region runs from base 204 to 1172 and encodes 322 amino acids. NCBI's taxonomy places the organism in Eukaryota, Metazoa, Arthropoda, Insecta, Diptera, Culicidae. The record is from RefSeq and is a predicted model, not a curated record.